AUGGCGGAGGCAGGCCUCGCAGAACGACUGGAUGUCGCCAUCGCCGAGUUCUUCUCUUCAUGGAACAUCUGGACGACCAUCCUGGCGCUUGUUCUCGUCGCCUUUCUCAUAUAUCCGGUGCUUACAGGCGGCGACCCCGACACCCACCCCUUCUUACUGGCACGACAAGCACAAGUCGCUCCCAUCCGGCAGUCAGGUGAGUCUGCGGUCUAUCGCGCGAUCGAUAUCCCCCAUGGUUAUCCUCUCCGUGCUGGCCUAGGCGUCAAAGACCCGGGCACUCCGAAGUGGAGCUCCGGCAGACCUGGGGACCUAAGGGAUAUCUGGCGUAACGCUGCACGUGGCGUGGUCAACGAAGAGGGCAAUUCGACAGGCACGAAAGGAAAGAUCCUCACUGUCUUGGGACGGGAAAAGGUCAUCGAGCAUAACUUCGAUGACUUGACGCUUGGGAUCAAUGUCAUUGGCCAGUACGUCAAACGAAACAACGGCCAGUCAGUGGCUGUAUGUCUCUCCAAUUCGGUGGAACUGUUGUCUGCAAUCUUCGCCGGCUCGUUCUAUGGUUUCUCCACGAUCUUGCUCCCGUACGGCCUACCACAAGACAAGCUCAACUCACUGCUCGCAAAAACCUCGGCCGACCAUGUCAUCGCCGAGGCCGGUUCAUUGGACCUUGACGACCUGGCAUCAACUGCCAAGUCCAUCAAGACCGUCAUCUGGGUGACUCGGUCGACCAACGACCACAUGAACUGGACGGAGGGCACACCGGACGGCUACACCGUCACUUCCUGGCACGAACUCGUGGAGAAGAGCCGACGGACCGCCAAAUCCGACGUCCUGCCCCUAGACAAGGACUCCCAAGUGCCUCCAGUAUCUGUCUUCGUCCCGACCGCCAGCGGUGGUUACGAUUUGGUCAAGUAUACUUCCGAGAACCUCAUCUCCGCGACCGCCGCCCUUCUCGCAACCCUCCCACGCGCGCACAAGCUCUCGCCAUCAGACACGCUCCUGCCCACCACGCCGCUAACCGAUAGCUACACCCUCUCAUGGACGUUUGCCGCGCUCUUCUCCAACGCCACCCUGUCCCUCAACUCCGUGGCAGGCGACAACAUCGACAUCGUGCACGCGACUUCCCAAUCCUCGCCGACCAUCGUGCUCGCCUCCCCAGCCACCGUGACCACAUACCUCAACCACCCGGACACCAAAUUCACUGGCGGACUCGGCAAAUUCAUGACCCAGCGAACCCUCCAACAAGGGAACAUGCCGGCUAAGGGGUCUUCAUCGACGAGCCCCCUCUCGCACGUCCGCGUGCUACUCAUCCCGCAGUCCACCACCGCGCCUGCUUCGACGCGCUUGUCAUCCUCGACACUGCAUACCCUGCGCACGCUGCUGAAAUGUCGCACCGGGUACGCCCUUACCGCGCCGCAGGUCGCAGGCGCGAUCGCCCAGACGAACAUCUUCGACUACAGGGAGAAGCGCGGCAAGGUCGUCGGCGUGGGCGCACCCCUGAGCAGCGUGGAGGUGCAUUUGAGUGGUGAGGAAAACGUCAUGGGGACGAGGACACCUCGUGGGACGAUGACAGUCAAAGGCCCGGCCGUCGUGGGCGGCAAGACGACGAUCGAGGGUCUCCAGGUGCAGAUUGACGACGACCAUACCCUGCUGUUGCUGUGA
Messenger RNA from Cladophialophora yegresii CBS 114405, 1659 nucleotides. RefSeq lists its product as uncharacterized. The record is from RefSeq and is a predicted model, not a curated record. The transcript is spliced from 4 exons. Gene Ontology annotation, molecular function: long-chain fatty acid-CoA ligase activity. NCBI's taxonomy places the organism in Eukaryota, Fungi, Ascomycota, Eurotiomycetes, Chaetothyriales, Herpotrichiellaceae. The coding region runs from base 1 to 1659 and encodes 552 amino acids. Gene Ontology annotation, cellular component: membrane; endoplasmic reticulum.